Molecule: messenger RNA, 4173 nt
Organism: Cherax quadricarinatus
Lineage: Eukaryota; Metazoa; Arthropoda; Malacostraca; Decapoda; Parastacidae
Source: RefSeq, a predicted model, not a curated record
GCCAUGGACGCUGAGGCUGACCGUGCAGCAGCGCCCCUACACCUCCCAGUGCUCUUCAAUGUCAGCAUUAUUGCGUAUCUACGCAUGCCAACACUUAGCUGAUACGUGUGAAUGCUUUGCCAUCCAGUGGCUUUAUCACUACAGUACCAAAGACAUACUCUGAAGACUGUAGAAAUAUAUACAGAAAACAGUGAAAGAUGAGCUUUGCCUGGUGAGCACACUAUGUACCCAUAUUCAGCAUUCCCACAUGGCAACCAGCACUGAAUAAAAUUGUGAUUCUGCUGAUUUUUUAUAAGGAGCUCCAGCUCAUACACUCACCGAGUUGUAUACGGGGUUCUAGUCUCAGCUCCUGUUCCUGCUUCUUAAACUAAGAUUAUAUCAUGCUUCCAUGUCUGUCAAGAAACUAAAAUUGGCAAUUUAAGUCUCAUAAACUUCUGAGUGUGAAACUCCAGUCUUCACUGAAACAGCAGAAAAAAAUAAAUAGGAAGACGGCUCAAAAUUGAACCACAAUUAUGGAUAGAUCAAAUGGAAUGAUGCCCAGGGGAAGAACUUUUAGAAGUAGCAGGGGAGGUUUUAGAGGUGGGAGAGGUGGGGGCUAUGAAGAAAGGGGAGGUUAUAAGGGAGGAAGAGGCACCUAUGAUGCUGGGAGGGGAGGCUUUAGGGGAGGAAGGGGAACUGGGGCAAGAGGCAGUAGCUAUAAUCCAGGCAGAGGCAGUAGCUACACAGGAGGAGGAAGUGGUGGCUAUAGCGAAGGAAUGACUAGUGGUUAUGAAGGAGGGUCCAGUGGAGGUUACAGUGGAGGAAGGGGUGGUGGUUACACAGGAAACAGAGGUGGUAGCUAUACUGGAGGAAGUAAUUACAAUAGUUAUCCUGAAGCUCACAGUACUACUUAUGGGGGCUAUGUUGAGGAAAGAGAUGGUGACUAUAGUGGUUAUAGUGGCUAUGAAGAAAGAGAUACCACUUAUACUGGAUAUAAUACAGAGAGAGCACCUGGUUACACCAGCUAUGAAGAUACGAGGAGUGGAUAUGCAAACUAUAGUGAAGACCGAGGAAGUGGUUAUGCUAGUGGGUAUGGUGAAGAUAGAAGCAGCUAUGCUGGCUAUGGUGAAGAGAGAGCAAGUGGCUAUGGUAAUUAUGAACAGGAAAGAAAUAGUGGCUAUAGUGGAAGCAGAGGAACUGGUUAUGUUACCGGAAGAGCAAGAGGCACUCGAUAUAGUGGAGGCAGAGUACGCGGUCCUAGAACAACAACAACUGCCUACACUGGAGGGAGAGGUGGUUAUGAAGCCACUACUGGUGGAUACAGGGGAGUAAAAAGUACUUAUGAUGGAACUCGUGGUGGAGUAAGAGGAUCCUGGGCUAGGGGUGGAAGAGCAAACCCGAGGGGAGGAAGAGGAGGCUAUGAAGGUGGCAGUAGUGAAUAUGAUCCUGCUCGAGGGGGAAUAAGAAGAGGAAGGGUAAAUUAUGACAAAAGCAGGAGUAGCUUCAGGGGAGCAAGAGGUACUUUUGAAGCAGCCAGGGGUAUCACCAGAGGCAACAGGGGUGCAUAUGCAGGUGGGCGGGGUGGUAUGAUGGAGUACACAAAUGACUUUUCUAGGGGAAGAGGGUUCUUAAGGAGAGCUCGUGUUAUUAGGGGAAGUGGAUCUGUCUUAAGAGGGAGAGGCAGCAGCAGGGGAGGAAGACCCAUUGUUAGGGGUACCCGUGGUGGAUAUUCAGGAGUUGCGUCUUGGGUGCAAGGCUAUGGCUAUCAAGAUGGAUCUAUGCAGGCAGAGCCUCAGAAGGACAAAUGUGUUAUUUACUUGAAUUUCCCUGGUGCAAUCACUGAUAAAGGCGUUGCUGAAUUAAUGGAAUUUGGAAAAACAACAACAACAAUGCACUUCGGAUGGAAAUGCUGUAUAACUUAUGAAUCAGAAGCCAAAGCAAUAGAAAUGGAAACAAAACUAGCAGAAAUGGAAUUUAAUGGUCAGAAACCAAACAUCGACUCAUCACAUAGGAAGACGAUAGCCUCUGAACCAGCAAAGCGGAAUUCAAGUGGUGAAACAGAAAUUUCUCCGGCUAAGAAAAAAAAAGUUGAAGAUGGAAGCAGCGCUGAAAAAGUUGACGAAGAUGCUUCUGAAAAAAUGGACGAAGAUAAAGCCAAGUAUGAAGAUGAUGAGGUUGAAAUGGUCGAGGCAAGUGGUGAUAAUUGUGAGGAAGUGGAUGCAAAGCAUAAUGUUAAUGUAAAAGGGAAUGAGAAGCAUGACCAAGAAAAUGAAAGAAUGGAAAUGGAAAGUGGAGAUGUGGAAGCUGGUGCUGAGUAGAUUAUAUCUUAAGACUUUUUAAGGAUAUUUUAUAAUAAAGUACGAUGGAUUGAUAACUUGAAUGUAGUGAUUGCUAAGAUUUUUUUAGUUGUAAGGAUAGAGAACGUGUUUUUUGCAAGGUACAACUUUUGGAGACUCCAAAUGUUUUAAUGUGUAAUUAGAAUAUUGGAAUAGUUAAAAUAACAUUCAAUAAAAUGUGUAACUUUUUUCUUUUAAUGUUUUACUGCUUGCCUUCUGUAACUUGUAUACUAUUAAGUUUGGGGUGCAGCCACUCUACAGAUGUACCCUAGGAGUGCCUGUUGAGUUAUUUGUUCAUAACCAUUUAGUUUGGAUACCAAUAACAUCAAAAUAAUUAAACCCUGCUAAAAUAGCUCCACUGUAUAAAGAUUAUAUCAAAACAAUCACCUAUAUUUGUCCAACCAUGCAAUUUUUGUCAAAAUUUAAUGUCUAUUUUUAAUUUAUAAUAUGAUGAAAUUUUAUUUUGAUAAGAUAUAAUUCAUGUUUGAAGUAUUGGUUUCCUAGUUAUUUCUUACAUGGAAAAAACAAUAGGUAUGCAAAGCAGUUUGGGCAGACAAUCUAGGAGUAAUACUAGAACAUAAAAUGUAUAUUGUAUAUGUAUAUAAAACUAUAGAUAUACAGUAUAAAAAUAAAAGGUAAUACUGUACUAAUCCCAAUUAAUAUAUUGAUCAAUUAGUAAACACUAAUAUAAUAAACACUAACAAUGAAAAAUAUUUUUAGGUAUGAUACUGUAGAUUAGAAAGGAAACAUAGUUUAUAACUGAAUAAUGAAUUUAGUUGAACUUCAAAUAUAAUCAAACCAAUUUUAAAUGUAUGUAACUGUUACAAAAUUAGGUGACUUGUUUAUUACAUUAUGGCUAUGCACAGCAUUUUGGGUAAGCUAAAACUAGAACUUAAAAUGACUUGACAUGAAUAAUUGCAUUUAAGAUUAUUGGAAUGCUAAGUUUAACAUAAUUAAGUUUUCUGAAAAUUAUUAAAUGUAAUAAUUUAGUAAAAAAUUGCAUAUUAAAACAACAGUACUAAUGUAAAGAGAUAUUAAUACAAAAUAGUAUUGACAUUUUUAGUUUAAAUAACUAUUAAGAGAGUAGAAAUAUAAUGGUGGUGACAAGUGCACGAGUUUGAAUGCCGUUGGAAUCAGAGCAAGCAGGUUGCAUUAGAUAUAUUUAAAGACAAGCAAAAUGCUGACAUAAUGUACAGACAGUAUAAUCUCUGGCCAGUGCAACCAGGUGAUAAACUAAGUGAAUUAUAAAUUAUUAUUAUAAUCAAAAAGAAUGUGAAUUAUAAAGGAUAAAAUAGUGGAGUGAUAUCAAACUGCAGUAUCUAGUACUUAAGAACCUAAAAUAUAGUAAUGUGAAAAUAUAUGCUCCCACAGUGAAAGACUGUUCCAGGGAACAAUAAUUUGCAUAUCUGACAAUGGCAAAUUCUAUUAUUUUAUAAACAAUGCUGAAAUUUACAUGUGAACACUAGUGACAACUACAAAUUUUCAUGUUGUAAUAACAGCUCACAUUUCCCACAAAUAUAAUAGCUCAUAAUAAAUAAGACAAUUAGCUGACAAAGUGAAGAUGUUAUAAUCUGGAACAGAAUGCAGCCAAAAUAUCACUGAGUGGAAGGGGAAUGCUAAAGCUCUAUUAUAUGCCUAACAGUUGGAGGUUGACUUCAGUAAAAUAAAAUAGAAGGUAGCAAUUUUUAAAUCUUAUAUAGUGGCACCCCUAAAUGUAACAGUUUUUGUUACCCAUUAUCCAAUCAAAUUAUACUAAUUCUGCAAAUGAUAAACAGUAAACCCUGAAUUUUUUUCUUACAUGCUUUGUUGUUAAGUACAUUAAUGUAUUGUAUUAAAAAAUUAAACAUUAUGAACCCAA